Molecule: messenger RNA, 916 nt
Organism: Ricinus communis (castor bean)
Lineage: Eukaryota; Viridiplantae; Streptophyta; Magnoliopsida; Malpighiales; Euphorbiaceae
Product: probable calcium-binding protein CML44
Exons: 1
Coding region: 81-578 (165 amino acids)
Molecular function (GO): calcium ion binding
Source: RefSeq, a predicted model, not a curated record
CUUGUAUUCUAAAAAUGUAGUCAAUGAUAUAAUCUUUCCUUCUUGUUCUUUGGUGGUGACUUACUUGUUCUCCCUGCACAAUGUGUCCUCUUAUUACCAGAGACUUGCACAGGAUUUUCCAAAAGCUGGACAAGAAUGGCGAUGGUCUUUUAAGCAUAGGGGAGCUCAAUUGGCUUCUUGAAAAAAUAGGAGUUCAUUUUAGCCCAGAGGAGCUCGAGGGUUCGGUGGGGAAAUCAAGCCUCGACUUCAACGAGUUCUUGUUGUUUUACGACUCCAUAACUGAAUGUUCGUAUGGAGCAGGGGGGGAGGAGGAGGAGGACGAGGUGGUGGUGGAGGAAGAAGAGGAAGGCAGCAACAAGGAGCUGGAAGACCUCGCCAAGGCGUUUAACGUGUUCGAUAUUAAUGGAGACGGCUUCAUUUCUAGCGAAGAGCUUCAAAGCGUUUUGGCAAGACUUGGAUUAUGGGAUGAGAUGAGCGGCAAGGAUUGUACGAGUAUGAUCUGUGCAUUUGAUACUAACUUGGAUGGGGUUCUUGAUUUUGAAGAAUUCAAGAACAUGAUGCUGCAGACUAGUUCUUGAAGAGGACCAGCUUCACAGUAUUAAUAUUUGCUAAUUAAUUUCUUGUAGAAAGCAGAGAGUCUUGUACACCGAGGAUUUCUUUUGUUUAUUUGGAGUGAUUACUUAAACCGAUGUUACCAUGUCUUGUACUUUGCUUCAUCACAUAUGGUCGUUAGUGUGUAUAUUUCGCUAGGAAUUCCCUGGAAAAAUCAUCCAUUUUGCUCCGAUUUCUUAUGAAGGAUAUUCAGUCUAUUAGAUAGAACGGCUUGUAUUUUAUACAUGUAUACAUUCAUGAAGAAGAAUGAAGCUUCCUGUUCUGUUUAAUGUUAAUAUAUCUGUAAUAUAAUAUGUUUCUUCUA